Molecule: messenger RNA, 4441 nt
Organism: Andrographis paniculata
Lineage: Eukaryota; Viridiplantae; Streptophyta; Magnoliopsida; Lamiales; Acanthaceae
Product: KH domain-containing protein At4g18375
Exons: 8
Coding region: 184-2067 (627 amino acids)
Biological process (GO): regulation of gene expression
Cellular component (GO): cytoplasm; nucleus
Molecular function (GO): mRNA binding
Source: RefSeq, a predicted model, not a curated record
CAAAUAAGUAGGGUCGGAUCGGAUCGGGUCUGAUAUUAGGGUCGUCUUCUGAUACCGACAGCAGCACCUUUGCACCCGACUGGUCAUUUGUCUCAAAUCUGCUGUGGCCGGCGUUGUACUCACCGUAGGGUGUACCGGUGGGCGAUUGGAUAGCUUCGUGGGGAAAAUUUGUUAGGUAUCAAGAUGGGCGAAAGUGGGAAGCGCUCACGCUCACAUCGGGAUGACUCAGACAGCAAAAACCAGAAGAGGAGAACUUAUAGGGAAAAGGACAGAGAUGAAAGGGGAAGUGAUGAACUCGUUGUGUUCAGGAUUCUCUGCCCUGAUAGUGUUAUUGGGAGUGUGAUUGGAAAGAGUGGGAAAGUGAUUAAUUCAAUUCGUCAGGAAUCAAGGGCAAAGGUCAAGGUAGUUGAUCCAUUUCCAGGUUCUAAAGAUAGAGUUAUCAUUGUGUACUGCUAUGUCAAGGACAAGGAUGAUAUUGAGAUUGAUGAUGAAUUUAAUGAUAGCAAACCUCUUUGUCCUGCGCAAGAUGCACUCCUUAAGGUACAUGCAGCAAUUGCUAAUGCUGUUGCUGUACUUGAAGAACCUGAAAGACAAAAGAGAAAUAAAGCUGAUGAGGAAUGCAAGCUUCUUGUUCCAUCUAGCCAAUCUGCCAACAUUAUUGGCAAAUAUGGUGCAACCAUUAAAAAGCUAAGAAACAAGACUAGGACGCAUAUCAAAGUUAUUCCCAAGGAUGCCAGUGAUCACACUCAUUCCUGUGCCUUGGAGUUUGACAAUUUCAUCCUGAUAUCUGGUGGCUCAGAGGCUGUCAAGAAAGCACUCUUUGCUGUUUCCACAAUUAUGUACAAGAUUGCACCCAAGGAAAGCAUACCCCUAGACACGUCCAUCCCAGAAGCACCACCUAGCAUCAUCAUACCAUCAGACCUUCCCAUAUAUCCUGCCACUGGACUUUAUCCAAGUGUAGAUGCUGUUAACCCUGCUAGACCAGUUUCUUCGAUGUUAGGUCCUUCACAUGCACCAGACAUACCGGGUUAUACAGAUGCUGGGAGCACAUGGCCUAUGUAUUCAUCAGCUCUUCCAGUGGUGUCUGGUUAUGGUGGUUCAUCAAGGUCCAAAGAAUUAAUUAUAAAAAUUUUGUGCCCAUCCAACAAGAUUGGCCGUGUUAUUGGAAAAGGUGGAAGUUCCAUUAAGAACAUAAGGCAAGAGAGUGGUGCUCGUAUUGAGGUUGACGAUCCCAAGGGCAAUCAUAAGGAGUGUAUUGUUUCUGUGCUCUCAACAGAGUCCCCCGAUGAUUUGAAAUCCAUGGCGGUUGAAGCUGUGUUGUUGUUACAAGUAAAAAUAAAUGAUGGAGAGGAUGACCACGUGGCUAUGCGACUUCUGGUCCCAUCAAAGGUUAUUGGUUGUAUCAUUGGGAAAAGUGGUUCUAUUAUCAAUGAAAUGAGAAAAAGAACUAAAGCUGAUAUACGGAUUUCGAAAGGCGAGAAACCAAAAUGUGCUGAUGAAAGUGAUGAACUUGUGGAGAUCUUUGGACAAGUUGGUAAUGUAAGAGAUGCACUUGUUCAAAUUAUAUUGAGACUCCGGGAUGAUGUUUUGGUGGAUAAAGAAGAUGUUUGUAAUUCUUCUGCUGGUGUCGAGGGAUUAUUCGCCAGUGGUACACCGCUUCCUUUCUCCUCAGUUUUACACAAUUUGCCUACUAGUGGUUCAUUGGGUUAUGAGCCUAGGGCAGAUGCUGGGAGUGGAUUUGGUUUGCAUUCUUCAAGUGCAUAUGAAUAUGGUUCCAUAUCGAUGGGUGAUAGUGUCUAUGGAUCAUUGGCUACACGAUCCACAUCUCUGUAUGGAGGGUUGCCUCUUCCAUCUGCUCUGGAAAUGGUUAUCCCUGCACAUGCUGUUGGCAAAGUCAUGGGAAAAGGUGGCACAAAUAUUGAUAACAUCCGCAGGAUUUCUGGAGCGGAUAUUGAGAUUUCUGAUUCCAGAACCUCCCGAGGUGAUCGUGUGGCUUUCAUAUCUGGCACCACUGAGCAGAAGCAUGCUGCAGAAAACUUGAUUCAGGCAUUCAUCAUGGCCACCUAAGUUCAUAAGUCAAAAAUAUCACGGAGCUUCUUUUAAUGUUAUUAUCACCGUAUCUCCUUUAGAUUUCAUCAGUGGUGAUUGGUUCAUAGACUUAUGUUGAACUCCCAUCUCUUCAAUAGGAAAUCUUAUGAAGAUAGUUCUGUCUGUUUGGAAACAUGUUUAGGUUUCAUGUGGUUUCACUUCUAGCCUCCCUGCAUAAGCAGCAGUGUUAUAUCAUGUGGGAUUCUUUCCUUCCGUAGAAUUGAUCAAAUUCUCUUCAUCAUCUUCUAUUUCCAGCAAUGCUUGCUCAUGACUUGGCGUUAAGUUGUUGGAAAUCAUGGCAUGAAUCCUCUAUGUUCGCAUUCCUUCCUUAUUCCGCUACUUUCUGGAUUACUGAUGCACCUUGGUCAUGGUCAUGCCUUGUGUGCACGGAAGUAGGUUUGGAUAAGCUUUUCUGCUAAAAUUCGCUUACUAUUAGCAAUCUCUCCUACCUUUUUUGUAUGUUCUAGCUUGCUAAAUAUCUUAUUUUAUUCAUGAAAUUGCAAAAUUUGAAGUUGCUUAGAUGUUGAGCAGCUUGCACAUAUUUCUGUUGAAUACAACUUCUUCCCCCUUUUAGUUAUUUAUUACCCACAACCAAAAUAAUACCCUUAAUUCAAGACAAAUUCCCUUCUUUUUUCUUUUUUUUUGUCACUUUGCUGAGCACCCUAAAAGGGUUUUACUAGUAGAUUUUAGUUUACUGUGAUUAUCCAAACCUUUAGUCACAAGUGCAGUUUAUCUAUAAAUCUGCACAGCAUCUGCCAUGUACUGAAUGACUUCCUUCUAUUCUGGCCUCACUGGCUUUAAAGUUCCUCCACCCUUAUCCUUGAAAGGACCUAAAGUUGCAUCUUGAUUCUAGGAUUUAUUGUAAUUCUUUAUUAUUUAUUUAUGGAACACUUAUAUUGCUUCGAAAAUAUUGGUUUCAAACUUUAUCCCACUUUGAACUAUGCUGUCAUCUUGUCUCUCAUUCUAGCGUGUUUUUAUCCGCCUAUAUUUGGUCACUUGUCCUUCGCUUCAAUAAUGUUUCUCAUUUCCAUCCGUUAAUAUUUGUUUUUCCAAGUGAAAGCAGAUGCCUCUAUGAGUCUUUGAACGAAAUUGGUUAUAUGGUUAGCACCAUUGCUGCAAUUCAUACUUCCUGUGCAUUGAGUGAUAGAUUAAUUGAAUUGUGAUUGACCUCCUCUGGAAAAUCUAUGCUUUCAUCGUAUAUAUGUUUGAUCUGUUUUCAGUUGUAUAUAAUUCAUUUGCUUGAUGCCAUCUUCAAAUUCUGUUUCUUGAUGUCCUGUUCUUUCAUUGUCUAGCCAUGCAAUCCGUCAAUUGUGAAUUUACGGAGAUGGUUUAAUUUAACUCAGCCGAAAGAAGUCAACAACUAUUGUCUGCAUACUUAAUACUUUUGUGUUUAUGCUCAAAUGGCUCUGCCUUGAAUAUCUAAAGUAGUGGUGCUGUUUCUGAAGCAUAAUAUAUCUUUUUUCUUGUAUCCUCUGCUUUUUAUAUGAAGGGUUUGCUUUUAAUCCCGUUGUGGUACUCAGCUAUUAGUUUUCCAGUUGCUACUACCCUUAAAUAUUCUCUGUUUUCUGCUUUUUCCGGCUUGAAUGGAAGAGGAAGAGGGUUUUGGGAGGAAAUGAGGAUUUUGGUGACCUUGUACAUUGCCUUAUAGUCUCCUAUAUCAUUUCCCUUUUGAGCUUGGUUAGGGUUUCAGAAUUUUAUUAAUGCAACCUCUCAAGCAAACACUCUUUAUUAUAGUGGUGUUUUAGCUGGUAGUCGAUGGUGAAAUUCCAUCAGAGGCCAGAUUUCUUUCAGCUUUUAGCCAGGUGAUUCUUGGUAGUUAAACAGACAUGUCCCCCUCACAACAUCCAGGUUGCAUAAUUCCCAAGAUAGCUAGUCCUUGUAGCUCCAAUGAAUCCCCUAUCUUUAUUCUCUAAGAGUUUUAUUGAGCCUAAUGUCUUCCCCAUUCUGGUAGUAGCUGAGUGGACAGGGAUGGUGGGGGAGUAGAGGGUUUCAUAUAGUUCAUAUAAAUGUCACCUCUUUGUUACACCUUGAGCUUAAAAGUAGUGGAGAUUGGAGAGCUGUUGUGAUGAAAGACAGGGUAAGGUUCCAUUGGAGAGCUGUUGUGGUUUUUGGCAGGGAAGAAGCUCUUUUGGGUGGCUGUUUCUGAGGUUGUCUUAGAAGAAACAUCUCUUUUAUAUGUUGUUCUGAGAGUGAGGAGAAAAUUUCUAGUGUUCUUCUUUUGCCUUAUUGCUGUUGUUGUAGAUUGAUUAACUGCCUCAUUGGUUCUUCAUUUUACAAGUUUCACUGUGUACAAUAGAUUAAUAGAAGUACAUCAUUCUUCAUGCGACAAGUUAAUAAAAAUUAUUUGAUUUUA